This is a messenger RNA of Xyrichtys novacula (pearly razorfish), 12201 nucleotides long. Lineage: Eukaryota; Metazoa; Chordata; Actinopteri; Labriformes; Labridae. The record is from the annotation of a GenBank genome assembly.
GUUUAUUUUAAAAAGAAAAGCACGAUGGGGAUGAACAAACAGAAUGGCACCUGCACAGUUGUUUCUGUGUCUAAAGGAUGCCCUACGACCCCUAAGAAGGUGGAGGCUCGGGAACACUGGGGGACUAAAGCAGAGUUCAUGCUGACUGUGAUGGGGGCGAUCAUCGGACCUGGAAAUGUGUGGAGGUUCCCUUACCUGUGCUACAGAAACGGAGGAGGUGAGUGAGUGAGUGAGGUACCUGUUGAUCUCAGAUUGAGGUACGGGCUCCCAUCGCUGCCAAUCUGUGACGACUCCGAGGAUAUUUUUUUAAUCAACAUCGGUGCACUGAAAUGUACAAAUCCUCCUCCAGGUGUCUUCUUCAUCCCUUACGUCCUCUUCAUUUUUACUUGCGGGGUCCCCCUGUUCUUCCUCGAGACCGCCUUAGGGCAAUACACCAGCCAGGGGGGGAUCACGUGCUGGAGAAAGAUUUGUCCGCUUUUCCAAGGUGAGAAAAUGACUUUUUAGAUAGGCACAUUCAGGUAGAAAGAGUGCAUAAAAAUUCCCAAGAAAAAGCGCAGUUAAUCUCAUAGUUAUUGUCGGUUAAUCUGCAAAAGUAAAGGCAAAAAGUUAUUUAUUGGACAUUUACUUUACUUUACGACUGAGCAAUGACCUCUCUACCCCUCGUUGCCCACUACCACGGGGAUGGGUGGAGUGAGAAAUGCCCAAUAAGUUAUGUAAAAGCAUUUGUUACCCAACUUCUUGAAAUUAUUGAGUGUUAUUGCACUGUCUUAGAUCAGUACCUUCACACUUAUUUCAUGGCUAGUUGUGCAGAGAGGAUCAUAAAUAUAAGCCCAAAACAAAAAUGUACUAGUUAAACUUGGCUCAAAGUACAGUGACUAAAGAUUUACAUUCAGACCUGUCUUUAUGUUGUUGCUAAACUUAGGUGUAAUGAAAUAUUUGGUGACUAAAGAUUUACAUUCAGACCUGUCUUUAUGUUGUUGCUAAACAUAGGUGUAAUGAAAUAUUUAGUGACUGAAGAUUUUUAUUCAGAGCGUCUUUUUAUCGUUGCUCAAUUUAGGUGUGUAUAUAUAUAUAUAUAUAUAUAUAUAUAUAUAUAUAUAUAUAUAUUUGGUGACCUAAGAUUUAUAUUCAGAGUCAGACCUGUCUUUUUACUGUUGCUCAUUUUGGGUGUAAUGAAAUAUUUAGGUCAAAACUAAGACAAAUUCACUUGAUAAGAUUUUUCUCUUAGUAACCGAUGUUAUAUAUUUUUUUUAAAAGUACAUUAGUCAAAAAACAAGAAAUUUCUUUCGUAAAAGUUCUUACUUUAAAAUUUUCUGAAAAACUUGAAAAAAAUUAUAAGUACAUUUUCACUUUGCAAUAACCAUAACUUAUAAAUGGUAAAUAGACCAUUUAUAAAUGGUAAGCAGAUAGUUUAUUAAUGUUUAAUCAUCAUUAAUAAAUAGCAUAUAGACCAUUAAUAAAUUGUAAAUUUUACAAUUUUAAAACCUAACCCUAACCCUUACUUUACAAAAACCAUCUAAGUAAUGUUUAUAGGUGGUUUAUAAACCACUUAUUAAUCAUUUACAAAGUAUUACAAUCAUCAGUUACAACAUUACAAUAAUCAUCUAAAUAACGUUUAUAGAAGUUUUAAAAACCAAAUAUUAACCAUUUACAAAGUGCUACUGACACACAUUUUAAUCAAGAUGUUUUACAACCAACAUUUAAACCCUAUACAACCCUUUAAUAAAUAGCCCAUUAAUAAUCAAUUAAAAUUAUAAUCAUAAUUUCAUUGCUUGUUAAUGGUAAAGUAACUAUUAACUUACAUUAAUAAACCUUAUAUCUACCAUUUAUAAAUUAUGUAAAGUGUUACCAAAUGUAAUUAGUGACUCUUUCCCCCUGUAUUUUAAGGAAGCUGUCAUAAUGUUACAACCCUUUAGUAGCAAACUCUGCAAGUCAGCUUACCUUGUAAUUUCCUCUCGUUUUUUUUAGGAAUGGGUUACGCCAGUCAUCUCAUCAUCUCAUUCAGUGCCACCUCCUACAUUAUCAUCCUUGCGUGGGCCUUUUUUUACUUGUUCUCAUCCUUCAGUGCGGAGUUGCCGUGGGCCACGUGUGGAAACUACUGGAACACAGGUAGGCCACGCUGUCCUGCAGCUACUAGCAGAGUGCUUCAGAUCUGUAAAAUUACGUUUCAUGAACUGCCAAAACAAUGCAAGAUGAAUUCCUUUUCAUAUAUGCAAUUUAACAUGAAGAAACAGAAAUUUGUUGGCAAAGUAAUUUAUCAGAAGGCCUAAAAAGAAAAAGAAAAACAUAAAUACAGCAUGUAGAUGAUAGACCAUGUUUUGAGGAUAUCUCAAGUUUACUUGUCAAAAGUUUGCACAUUUCUUUUCCUUUUUUUUUUUUUUUUUUACUUUUUAGAGUCAUGCUUGGACUUAAAUCAGCGAAAUUCAACCAUCAACAUGACAGCCAGACUGAACACUACUCUUCCGGUUGUGGAGUUCUGGCAGUAAGCAUCAAGUGACUGAAUGCUCUCAGAUCUCUGCUCCUGUUCUUCUUACCAUUUCUCUUCACUGCCCUCCCUAUCGCUGUCACUCCUCCCCUCUAUCCCCACUUCCAUCACCCACCUCUGAGUUCCUCCCCCUCUUUUUCUUUCACUCAUGACAAAUUUGUUUAUCUUUUCACAUUAUUGGGACCGCUGUGGUGCGGCCUACUUUUGGCUCAUAAGGUUAAAGUUGAUGAGGCAAACAGAAACUGUAGGAGAAUCUCUUCAUACAUUUAGGUUAAGAAAUAUAGAGUAAUUAUCUUUUAGUAAGGAGCUACAAAUAAUCUAGGUUGACCUGCUUAUGCAGCCUCAUGACCCUGAGGUUGCAAGCAAGGCUGUCUUGCAGGAGCCCGAACUAUCUGUCUGUUGGAACAUUUAAUUUCUGCGAGAGUUAAGACUACUCUAAACAAAGUGUUGAGGAUCAGAACAGUAUGACAUGUCAUCAUGGGUAGCCCUCUGAAGAAUUGAUAUGACAUACCCAUGAUGAGUAGAAGAAGAAGACCCUGUUUGUCAUCUGUAUUGAUUUCUACAUCUGUACAAUAAAAGACGCCCAGGCUGUUCUUCAGAUCUCAUCCUAUCUCCUGUGCAUUGUUAAUGCUGGAUUUUCCACAACAAAACCAGCUGAUUCAACAUAUUUCAUAACACAUAUAGCUGUCUAUAAAGUGCUAACAGACAAUGACAUGACAUUAAAAUCAAUCAAUCAAUCAAUCAAUCAAUCAAAUUUUAUUUAUAUAGCGCCAAUUCACAACAGUCGUCAUCUCAAGACGCUUUUCAAGGAACAAGAGCAGGUCUGGACCACGCUCAUUGUUUGAUGAUCAAGAACCAACCUAAGAUGGGUUGCAGAAUUCACUCAGGAAGAAGGCUAAGUGUUACUCUAGUCGAGCUAGUAUUUUAUUAGCUAACAACCACUUGACUUUCUACUCUCUGUCUUGAAUAGUUUUGACUAAAUUAAGUUCUGGAUAUCUACCUUCAAAUUGGAGGAACAAGAGGAAGUACUUUCCCCUUCUCUAAUCCACCCUCAAGUAUGUGUGUCUUUAAAUCUUAGCCUCUAACUCUCUGACUUUCCUACUGUGUUUACAAUACACCAGAUUGAGUAGCAGCGCGGUCGACUGCUAACACACUUUGACAUCUUAGUUACUUUAGCAGGAAGUUCUAAUCUCCCCUACAGAACAAUUGUAGUAUGUCAAUUUGUUCCUCUUUGUUUCACCUGUCAUUAAUCCCGCUCUCUUUCUGUCUAGGCGGCGGGUUUUGAACAUCUCUGGAGGUAUCGAGGAGGUGGGCAGCUUGAGGUGGGAACUGUGCUUGUGUCUCAUCCUGAGCUGGAUCAUCUGCUAUUUCUGUGUUUGGAAAGGAAUCAAGUCAACAGGAAGGGUAAUUAAAAGGCUGUGACGAAGUGACCUUAACCGUUUCUUACAAAGAAGUGUUGGCAAGUUUGGAGUAUACUUUGGAGUAGUAAUACUUUUCCACUCAGCAUGCAUACACUUGACCUUUUGCAUGAAGGCCUGGGUACAUUGUCUGUUCAUUUACAGAGUUAUAAUGCAGAUGGUUGAAGGUGAAGCUGCUCUUAGAUGAAUUAAUGCAAAGUAGAAGAAAAAGGUUUGAGACUUUUCUAGAUUCAGGAGGAAUAUGUUACAACAAAAGCUAUGUGAAAAUCAGAAAGCAGAUAGACAAAUAAUGCAGGUUUCUACUGAUAUCUACACUCUAAUGUUAACUGCAAUCUUCAACAAGGUGAUCACAAACCACAUCAUUUCUAACCCUCCGUCAAACUGUCUUCAGUGGGCUAAGGUCCAGAGAAGUUGCUGCCAUUUCUGGAUCAUAUUUAUAUGCGAUUUCUUCUUCCUAUAUUACAGUUUAGCUGCAUUUAUCGAUGCACUUUUAUACUCUUUGAAAAGAUUAAGAGCUCAUGCAGUUAUUUCCACUACCGCGUUAUGUCUUUUUUUCAAUGCAGCACCACCUACAGGCCUAAAAUCACAGCCAUCCAGUAAUGAUUUUGGAUUUGUCUUUUGCGCAGAGGUUUCUUUUGAUGAUACGAAUGUAGAUGAUGAAAUUUUUGAUUUUUUGCAUUUUAACGCUGAGGACAGAGUUGUGAACCUGCUCUCAUCUUUACUUCUGUGAGACUCAGCCUCUUUAAAAUGUCUUUUUAUACCCAGUCAUAGUACUAACCUGUUGAAAAUUAACCUAAUUAGACGGGAGAUGUUCCUCCUGGUGUUUUUUCACGUGUUACUUCACUUUUUGGAUGUUCAAUGACUCUGUCUCAUGUUUUCUGAAACAUCAUGCUCAAAAUAAGGAUAUAUUUUUGAUAAAACAACACAUUAUUUUUUUAGUAUCAACAUUUGAUAUGUUGUUAUCGCACUACUUUUAAAUGAAAUGUGGGGUUUAAAUGAAAUUCUGUUUUUUUGCAGCAUUUUGCACAAUGUGCCGUCUGUUUUGGGUUGAAGGUAAAGAUAAUAGAGACAAACCAUUACAACUAUCCAUCCAAAUUAGCACUCAGAGAACAAAGAAAAAUUUAAGUAAAUUCAAAGUAAGUCAUGUUUCAGGAACAAAUUAAUGUCAGAGCACGGUGCACAGUGUCUUCUCUGAGUUUAAACAAAUCAGAUUAAUUAUCUCGUAAAGUUCCACCUUGAAUACAUCCAGGUUUUAUUGAAUGUUCUCCAAAGAGCAUAAAGCAUUCCUUUCAGGCACAGCAUGUGCCCUGUGUAAGCAUCAGCUGAUCCGCUUUUUUUCGGCUGUUUCAUUACUGCUUCUGGCUCAUGGGCUCAGCGCACUGGAUGACCUGCUCUCAAUCACAUUCAUACGAGUCCAAGUCCAACUGCAUGAAUGGACAUCUCUCACCACUUCUACAAUGAGAAGCUCAUACUGAAGUUUGCAGCUCUGCAGCUUCCUACAACAACCCAGACUCCCAUUUGUGUUGAGACUCUUUUAUAUUAUUUAUACAUCAUGUUUGGAUGUGUUUACAGAUAUGUCUGAAACAGUUGCUCUGGUCCUCCCCCAUACUUAUCUUUUGUAGGUGACUUCCAUUGAGCCUUUUGAAUAAGAUAGAAAAGGACAAUAAAGAUGACGUUUCUCUUUGUGUUCAUCAAAAUAAAAAUAACUUGAGGGGUGAGGGGGUGAAAGAGGGGCUAAAAAAGUGGUAUCCGUGCAGCUCUUCAUUGCCAACUCAGGGGUCGGGGAUGUUGUUGAUAAACAACAACGCACUGGAGGUAAUCCUAUUAUAAGAUAUGGAGUGUCGCGUCAGAGCUGUUGGCUUACCAUAUUACUGUGAUCAGCAGUGCAUUGUCACUAUAUGGUGGAUAACAAGGGCAAAACUGCUGCAGUGGCAAAACACUUUUCCAUUGAGAGAAACAAGCUGCAAAUUCUGAAUCUGCAUUGUUAAUGAUUUGCAGCGCGUUUUUUGUUGUUGAUGCAUAUGUUUUGGCCUGCUGCAGCACAUUUUACUUUGUUUGCAGAUUCAUCGUGAGUUUAUGAGUUUCACACACUUCAGAAUUAGCAUUUAUCACACACAGAGACACAGCUCAGUAUUCAAAUAGGUAUCUUGACAUACACCUUGAUAAACUAUUUAGCUUGAAAGGCCAUGUUGACAUGUUGUGUUUCAGAUUCAGAGUGUACAGGGUGGCUCGUAACAUCAUGCUUUUAUUUAUUCUACCUGGCUGUGUUGAGGAGUUUAAUCAGGUAUGGGACGUCGACAUGAUAUGGCAACCUCUCCCCACAGGUCAAAUGUAAGCCUCCGUGUUUCGACCAUAAAGGUCACAGGGGCGACUGUAAACCUCUCCCUCCAGUUAGUAUAUGGCUACAGGGAUCUGAGCCCUCCUGAACUUAAUGGUCCUGUUCCUGUGCCCUGAGGGUAGUUGGAUAAUAUUUUGGUUCAGUGGGUGAGUGAUGUCUUGUGCUACGGUGUUUGCUCGGCGAGUGAUGGAUCUGUUAUCUAGUUCUGUGAGGUUGGGUGUGGGGAGACCGAUGAUUUUAGCAGCAGUAUUUGUGAUGCGAGUGAGUUUGGCCUGGUUGGUGACAGAAAGUAUGUUAAAGAAACACGUGGAACAGUCCAGAAGGACGGGUUGAAUGAUGCUUUGAUAGAGUGCAUGGAUUUCUAGCAUGGAUAAGUAUCAAGUUAUUUGCUCUUCUCUGUGUUGAAACUACAAAGAGUUAAGAGCUAAACUACAAACUUGUUCACUGAUGGGUCAGAUGAGGUAAAGUUAAAUAAUAUCUCUCCUUUUUUUCUUGUGGGGAGUACAACUUUUAUUCCUUUGUCCAAAUCCCUGACAUCUUGGACCCAUGACAUCAUGACACUUUUUGAACAAUGAUCUGUGUUGUGUAACCAGUUUAAGGAUGUAUUGUUUCCAGAAGCGUGGGUGUUUUCCUUAAGCUUACUUUUCUUCAUUGCGUGCGGGUAAAUGUGUUACCAAUUUAGUUCAGAAGUGCUCCAAAAUUUGAGCAUAGCGUUAGUUCAGACAGGACACGAAGUCAAGUUAAAGGGUUACAGUCAGCUGAUCUUAAGCCAGACCUCAGUCAGCUGACCACACAAAUUCCACUCAAAUUGGCAAAUGCCAAAGUGGCGCCCUAUUUAAACUGCUUCUCCUGCCUACUCUGCCUGCUGCAACCCCUCUGCAACCCACCUCCAACCCAGCUCCUCCUGUUUAUGUUGUGUCUGAUGUUUUUAGUGUCAUAUGUAUUGUCACUGAUGCGUGCGCUGUUCUGUGUGAAAUUUUAAUAAAUUUAUUUUAAUCAAUUUAUUUUGAAACGCAUGGAAGGGCAGGGAACUCCCAGAAUGGAGCCAUACCGCCAAAUGUAAGAAAAUGUUCAUAACCCAAACCUAACCCCAUAACCCUAACCCUAACCUUAAACCCCUAACCCCAAUACCCCAAAGUUAUCCUAACACUUACAAAAAAUUUUGACCUUUUUCCUAAUUUUUUUUUGUACCAAUUGACUCCAAAUGGUCUGAAACUUGCACCUAAGAAGGUCCUGGACAGUGAUUUUAACCCUAACCCUAACCCCAUAACUCUAACCCUAACCCUAAUACCCCAACGCUACCCCAACGUAACCCUAACAGUUGCAAAAUAUUUUGAUCUUUUUCCUAACUUUUUUUUGUACCAAUUGACUCCAAAUGAUCUGAAACAUGCUGGUAAAUAGGUCCUGGACAGAGAUUUUAACCCUAACCCCAUAACCCUAACACUAACCCUAACCCUAAUAACCCCAACGUUUCCCAAACAUAACCCUUACACUUUAAUAUUUUUUAAAAUUUGUCCUAAUUUUUUGUACCAAUUGACUCCAAAUGGUCCAAAAUGUGCCCCUUAAAAGGUUGUGGACAGAGGUUUUAACCCUAACCCCAUAAACCUAACCCUAACCCCCUUACCCCAACAUUACCCCAACGUAACCCUAACACUUACAAAAUUUUUGUCCUUUCUCCUGAUUUUUUUGUACUAAUUUUCUCCAAAUGGUCUAAAACGUGCUCCUAAUCCGUACUCCAUAUCACUAACUCUUUUCUCUUCUCUGUUUCCCCUCUCCUCACAGGCAGCCUACUUCACAGCCACUUUCCCCUACGUGAUGCUGUUAGUUUUGCUCAUACGGGGCAUUACUUUACCGGGGGCAAUGGAUGGAAUCAUUUACUACCUUUACCCUGAUAUUUCUCGCCUCUCAGAUCCCCAGGUAAAAUCACAAAUACAAUCUCUGGAAUAGAGCAGCGCACUCUUUCAGCCAUCCAAAGAUACACCCGUCCACUCAUAGGUUUUUCUUUGACCUUUUCAGGUGUGGAUGGAUGCCGGCACUCAGAUUUUCUUCUCAUAUGCAGUUGGCCUUGGGUUCCUAACCUCUCUUGGGAGCUACAAUACUUACAACAAUGACUGUUACAAGUACGAACAGGGCUGGUCUGCAAAAACCAAAAUGUCACCAUAUCUCUGAUUUUUUUAACAGAAAAUAUGAGUGUUUCUUGUCUUUUAUAUCAACAAACUGCUGUAAAGCAAAGAAGACUUAAACCUUGGCUAAAGCACCAACUUCUGCAAAGUUUUGAAUAUCUACUCUUAUGUGCUUGACCUUUUUUGUUUUCUUUCAGGGAUUGUUUCUACUUGUGUUUACUGAACAGUGCCACCAGUGUCGUAGCAGGCUUCGCCAUUUUCUCCGUUUUGGGUUUCAUGACGUACGAACAAGGAGUGGAUAUUUCUGAAGUAGCUCAAUCAGGCAAGAAACUGAUACCUUAUGUCAUAUCUUAUGAAAUGCUGUAUUUCGAUGAUCAAGUUCUUAGUUUAUCUGGAUUACAGAGGACAUGCGUAUACCCUCUGUUGUUGAUUGUGUUUUUGUAUUCAUGUGUGUAUAGGUCCAGGAUUAGCAUUUAUAGCUUACCCACGAGCCGUAGCCAUGAUGCCCAUGCCUCAGGUGUGGUCAGUGUGCUUCUUCAUCAUGAUCAUUCUCCUUGGAUUGGACAGCCAGGUACUAGCCAAACCUCUCUAAACAGAUAAAUAAAUACAUGUAUAUGAACUGAUAUAUUUCUGAAUGAAUUGGUAAAAUAGAAAAAAAAAGGUCUCACUCACUUUUCUUUUGUUGGUUCCUUCCAGUUUGUUGGUCUGGAGUGUUUGAUGACCUCCCUGGUUGAUCUGUUCCCGACACACUUACGCCAAGGCUGCAGACGUGAGCUGGUGCUGCUGGCUAUCUGCACUACCUGCUGUUUGCUGGGAUUCACCCUGGUCACUGAGGUUUGUCCUGUGUACACUGAGCUUAACCAUAAACCAUAACAGCAUAUUUAUGUGUCGGAAAAGUGUUGAAAUUUUCUUUAAAGUGAUUUCAACUAAACAGAUGGUUAUCAAGUCCGUUUUUUGUAACUUUGAUGCAGUAUUUGGAAACUAGAGGACGAGAGGAUAAGUUGUACUACAUCAAAAUAAAGGCUCAUGACACUGAAACACUCAGUAAGGGAUUUGUAGAGAGUUGAACCACAGAAACAUGGGGAAAAAAAGUCAUGUCUAUAUACAUUUCAAGAGAAUAUAUAAAUUAUUGUACAUUUUUAUGAAGACUUGAAUUUUUUGUCUGCCUCUCUCUGCUAUGUACAGCUGGGCCUGUACAUUAGAGUAACAAUAGACUGUUAGGGGGCAUUUUUCAUUACUUUGGCUGAUAGGUAUUGGCUGGAUUUUUUUGUGGGAACACUUUUUGAUUAAAGUUCAUCUCUGUGGACUUUUUCAGGGAGGUAUGUACCUUCUACAGCUGCUGGAUCACCAUGUCUGCAGUGGCACCACUCUGCUUCUCCUCUCGCUCAGCCAGUCUAUUAGCAUUGCCUGGGUGUACGGUGAGAUACAAACAAUGCAUGCCAACAUUUAUAUAUUAUUUUAUUGAUAUUUAUAUAUUUCCUGUGCAUAAAAGAGACACAAGUUUUUCUCUAAUUGAAUAAACUCUUAUAAAAUUGACAGUUUGAGUUUGGAUUUCUACCGAAAGCCCCAGGAAAUGAGAUUGAACCUUCUUGUACAUCUCGGGUAGUCUAAUAUAUUUCAGAUUACCAGACUCGUACUUUUGUCAGUCAGAAUAUAAAAUAUAUAUAUCAUCAAAUCAUUUUCAGAGUGUACAGUUGAGUGAUUCACCAACUCUUCCAUGGAAAGACUCAAGCUGUUUGAUUAUUUUACCUCAGAGGCACUAUAACCCCAUAGGGGGGUACCACAAGGGGACACCAAUUCUCAUGAAGAAAAUUUCCCAAACGUACAUAAUAUAUUUAUAUAUAAAUAUUAAACAUCCCCUGGAAAAAUCUGUAGUCUGAUUUCAAAUUGCAAAACGGGGUUUGCCUGAAUGAAAAGUCUGAAAUUCAGGCUUUCUGCAAAAGUUGUUCUGACUUUUUUAAUGGAUUGUUGAGAUCUUCUGUCUGAUUGUUUUGAUGCUGAAACUUUGUGUUGGCCAGGUCUCUCUUGUAAAGAGUUCUCUGAUCUCAGUGGGACAUGCCUGGCCAAACAAGGUUAAAUGAAAUGAAAUAAAUAAAUGUCUUUCCUUAAAGGUGCUGAUCGUUUCUAUGACAACAUCACACACAUGAUUGGCUAUCGUCCAUUGCCGUUCAUGAAGUACUGUUGGAGCUACAUCACCCCUUUAUUCUGUUUUGUAAGUUUACAAUAUCACAUGAUCGAUCCACAUGAUCUACUCCCUUCAUGUGUCGCUGUCUGUCUCAUACAUGAGAAGACACGAUCAAUGCAAACACCUGUGCAGUUUUACGUAGAUGGUGCAAUCAUUGUACUCUAAUAACAGUAAAGCACAAGUAUCAACCUAAAUCCCCAACUUUAACUUCUGUCAUCUAAUUGUAUUUACAUGGAUCCAUUUAUACUCCCCCCUCUAGUGGUUUCAAAUGUUCUACUUUCCAUCCCCUAGUCCACCAUGUUGAAACCUCAUAUAAAAUAACAUUUUGAAAGCAUGUCUUGUCUUGAGAGGUUCACAAUAUAACAGCGAGUUUUAUUGUUAUCUCCUCCAAUCACAGGGCACAUUCAUCUUCUCCAUUAUCAAGUAUUCUCCUCUGAAGUUCAGUAACACGUAUGUUUAUCCUCUGUGGGCAAAUAUCCUGGGCUGGUUCAUCGCCUCAGCCUCCCUGUCCCUCAUCCCCUUAUUUGUGCUACAUCAGUUAAUGCAAGGGAAAGGCUCUCUUCGACAGGUGAGUGUAAUCCUCAGCUUUCUGUUAAAGGCCUGUGUCCACUACUGAUAUAUUUUGUACUGUCAGCGCCCACAAUCUCAAUUUCUGAUGUGGCAUGAUGUCGCUAAGCUAUGAAAGUUGUGCUGUGGCGCUUCAUCUUCCCUCAGCGUUGUUUGUUUUCUUGUACUCACACAGAGCCAUACAUUCUGAAAAUUAUAACAGCUGCAUGUAUGCAUUGACCUCACUUGAACCUGGUCUUGAACAUUUCCAUGAAGACUGGUGGGGGGUAGGUAGAGUACAGGGGUCACAUAAGUACAGCUUGAUGUUUGUGAUGAAACUUCUGGCUUUUCUUGAAGAAUUCUCAGCUGGAUUUUUAGGGAAGUCAGUUAAAUAGGAUGGUUUAACAGAUGUGGAAAUACUUAAAUUAGUUUUUUUCCCCCCAUAAACGCUAAACAGGACACUCGUACAUUGUUCUUGGAGCUUUAUGCCUUGACAGCAACACCUCAUUUUCUCUCCAAGACAAAUCCUCAGUAAACUCAAGUCCAUAGAAUUACCCUCCUUUACACAGUAAACCACAUAUGACCGUGGCUGUCAGUCACCCCAGAGCUGAAAAUCUUCGACAGAUUGUACGCCCACACAGACAUUACUGCAAGAGUUUGGGUUUUAGUAGACCUCAUCUGCAGCAGCUGAUAGCCUAACUCCUCUGCAGGGGCUUUGUCUUGUUAAUCUCCUGUGGAUACUGUGCUUAGUACUGACAAAGACGUCAUACAAGCGAACUUGAACAAGCCAGAGUAUUUCUUUAAAUCUCGACUGUUAAGGUCACUGUUUUGGCUGGUUUAGUGAUGUUUCUAAGAAUCUCCACACUUGUUUCAGUGCACAGAAUAAGACCUCCUGGCACCCACAAACUAGUAUAGACUAAACUGUUUCAUCCUCAGCUUUCAGUGUAUUUGAUUUCACUCUUUGACCUCUUUCUCCGCAGAGACUAUGGGUGCUCUGCCAGCCCAUGGACGACCUCCCAGUGGAACAAAAAGAACUUCCUACACUUGGCGCUGCUUCCCAAACUGAGCUCAAACCCCUGUCCCACGCCACAGAAGUCACUCCUUGA